Durio zibethinus is the source of this 2889-nucleotide messenger RNA. RefSeq lists its product as uncharacterized. The record is from RefSeq and is a predicted model, not a curated record. Lineage: Eukaryota; Viridiplantae; Streptophyta; Magnoliopsida; Malvales; Malvaceae.
UUUUGAAUCUUUCUUUUUUGUUUAUUUUUUACAAAAUCUUAGUAUAUACUACGUCUCUUGUUUAUCUCCUGUAAGUAUAUAUAUUUUUUAAUGGUUAUCCAACAUCAGUUAUCAUCAUCAUUGUUCCAUUGAAGCCUUUAUAAAAUUUUGGUCGGCGUUUUGGUGAUCAUGCCAGCAAUUUUCUGUGGUUUGGCACCAAUGUUGUUUGGUCGCAAACCAUUAAAAAUCGUCCAGGGACUCAAAACCCCUCAGACAUCUAAGGCAUCCAAGAAACAAAAGGAAGCGAAAGGCUCCAGGAAGGAUAGUUCAUCUCAACCAGCAUGCAACUUCAUUAUGAUGAUGGAGCUUAGGAAAAAAAUUAUAACCUUUAGAGACAUCAUUGACCUACCACCUUGUAGUAACUCUGUUUCCAUAUAUCAGCUGCUGCUAGGGACAAUGAAAGAUCUUCAUGAGUUCUACCCUGAAAGCGUACCCCGUUUCCGUGGGUCAGAAUUGAAAGGAUUAGCUCUCGAUAAGGUGCUGAUUUGCUUUUGCAAGGCAUUGCAAGACCUUGGAGACACAUCAAAGAUGGGCGAUGAGUGGAUAGACAAAUAUAAAUAUGAUAUAUAUGAUAAUGACAAAUGCAAAAAAGUUGAUAAACUCGUUGAAAUUGCUGUGGCCACACUCAAUGGCUUGAUUAAAAUAGCGAGAGAGAAAUUUGAUAUGAUGGAUGAAGAUGACGAAAACAAAGAUUUCAGUCCAAAGGCUAACACAUUUGGAAAGGUCUUAAAGGAUUCUUAUUCAGAUAACAGCUCCAGCUGCCCUUCUCCAGCGUCACCAACUUCAGUCCUUCCUGAGUUGAUUAAUGGCUCCCCAAAAUCUCCUUAUUCCUCAUCUCUUCUGUUGUCUCUCAGGGUUCAAUCAGUGGGGAAAUUGAAUCCCAUUGAUGUGAAACGGCUGGCAUUACACACGCUUUCAAAAGUUGAAGUCCAAGUUCCAAGCUCUUUGAAACAAAAGAAGAUUAUGAUUGAGGAUCAAAAGGAAGAAGCAAAGGUUAAUGCGUCAGUGAUAGAAGCAUCAACUGUUGAUGAAACCAGAGAAGAUUCCAUCUCUCAGAAUGAGACAUUAGAGGAUUCACUUUCUAAUUCAGACAAUGCAUCUGGUGAAAGAACUACCGAUGGAAGCAAUACAGCACCACCAAAGUUCUCAGCAAAUGUAGCACCAACACCACCACCAUCACCGUCACAGAUGCAACCUCCUGAGUUGUCCAGAGACAUAGAAGUAGCUGCAGAAAAAUCAGCAUCACCACCAUCACUACCAGCAGAAGUUUUAUCGCCACCCCCACCAUCACCGCAAGCAAAGUUGUCUACAGAUAUGGAGAGUCAGACAGAUAUAAGACUACUUCCACCACCACCAGCAGUACCAUCCCCACCAUCACAGCCAACAAAGCUGUCUACAGAUAUGGAAAUAGAUAAAAGAUCCCUUCCACCACCACCGCCACCACCACCAUUCUUGCAGCCAAAUGUAGUAUCAAGAAGACCACCAUUUCAUCCACCCCAUCCACCCCCACCCCCAAUGUUGCAACUAAAUGUAGAACAUGCACAAUCAACAUUAGUAUCAGCAGAACCACAGUUGCACUUACCACUUUCAACGCUGACAAAUACAGCAGCAACUGGAAUACCAUUGCCGCGGCCACCACCACCUCCAACCCCAUGGAAGUCAAAUGUAGCGGCGACAGGAUCAACCUUUCCACCACCACCUCCAGAUCCAUUGCAGUCAAAAGUAGUGGCGACACGAACAACCCUUCCACCACCACCUCCAGCCCCAUUGCAGUCAAAAGUAGUGGCAGCAGGGCAACCACUUCCACCACCACCUCCUCCUGGAAGUGCAUUAAGAAUUCCACCACCCCUACCACCCAUGAUGCUUCCAAAUGGAUCAAGACCAUUGCCAACACCAGGUCCACCACCACCACCCAUGUCACUGGCGAAUGGAGCUGGUCCACCACCUCCUCCACCUUGUUCAGCAAAAUCCUUGCGCCCCACGAAAGCAAAUACUAAAUUGAAGAGAUCAAGUCAUAUGGGUAAUCUGUAUCGGGUUCUUAAGGGCAAAGUAGAAGGAUGUCCUGUGCAAGGAAAAUCAUCUAAUGGAAAAAAGAGUGGGGUUGGAAGCAGCUCCAAUGGGAAACAAGGGAUGGCUGAUGCAUUAGCAGAGAUGACAAAGAGAUCUGCUUACUUCCAACAAAUCGAAGGAGAUGCAGAGAAAUAUGCAAAAUCAAUCACAGAGCUCAAAACUGCCAUCAGCAGAUUCAAUACAAAGGACAUGAGUGAGCUGCUCGAGUUCCACAAACAUGUGGAAUCCAUUCUCGAGAACCUAACAGAUGAAACUCAGGUUCUAGCAAGAUUUGAAGGCUUCCCUGCAAAAAAGUUGGAAGCAUUAAGGACAGCUUCAGCACUUUACUCGAAGUUAGAAUCAAUGAUUACUGAACUACAAAACUGGAAGAUGGAGCCUCCUUUGGCACAGCUUCUUGACAAGGUUGAGCGUUAUUUCAACAAGAUCAAAGGGGAAAUAGACGCCCUGGAGAGAACCAAAGAUGAAGAAUCCAAGAAAUUUAAGAGCCACAAUAUGGAUUUUGACUUCCACAUUCUUGUACGAAUCAAAGAAGCUACGGUUGAUGUUUCCUCCAACUGCAUGGAGUUGGCACUGAAGGAAAGAAGAGAAGUAAAGUUGGCAGAGAAUGAAGGGUCCAAAGCCAAAGCUGAAGCACAAAAGAAGGAGUGCGCUAAAAUGCUAUGGAGGGCUUUCCAAUUCGCUUUCCGGGUUUAUACAUUUGCCGGAGGACAUGAUGAUCGUGCAGACAGGCUGACCCGAGAACUGGCUCACGAAAUCGAGAUUGAUCAACAACAACAGUAA